Messenger RNA from Daphnia pulex (common water flea), 645 nucleotides. RefSeq lists its product as uncharacterized. The record is from RefSeq and is a predicted model, not a curated record. The transcript is spliced from 2 exons. The annotation marks the transcript as partial. NCBI's taxonomy places the organism in Eukaryota, Metazoa, Arthropoda, Branchiopoda, Diplostraca, Daphniidae.
UUCUCCUCCUCCUCAACCUCCUCCUCCUUCUCAACCUCCUCAUUCUCCUCCUCCUCAACCUCCUCCUCCUUCUCAACCUCCAUAUUCUCCUCCUCCUCAAACUCCUCCUCCUCAAACUCCUCUUCCUCAUUCUCCUCAACCUCCUCCUCCUUCUCAACCUCCUCCUCCUCAACCUCCUCCUCCUCAUUCUCCUCCUCCUUCUCAACCUCCUCAUUCUCCUCCUCCUCAAACUCCUCCUCCUCAACCUCCUCCUCCUCAUUCUCCUCCCCCUCCUCAUUCUCCUCCUCCUCAUUCUCCUCAUUCUCCUCCUCCUCAAACUCCUCCUCAAACUCCUCCUCCUCAACCUCCUCAACCUCCUCCUCCUCCUCCUCCUCCUCAACCUCCUCAACCUCCUCCUCCUCCUUCUCAACCUCCUCAUUCUCCUCCUCCUCAAACUCCUCCUCCUCAUUCACCUCCUCCUCAUUCUCCUCCUCCUCAACCUCCUCCUCCUCAUUCUCCUCCCCUUCCUCCUCCUCCUCAUCCUCCUCCUCCUCCUCCUCAUUCUCCUCAACCUCCUCCUCCUCAUUCUCCUCCUCCUCAUUCUCCUCCUCCUCCUCCUCAACCUCCUCAACCACCUCCUUCUCAACCUCCUCAUUCUCCUCCUCC